UUCACGUCCUCGUGCAUUGUGCAUGCUAAAUAACAAACUAGUUUGUUGUGGAGCAAUUUGAGACAUAUUGUGGUUGAUAACUUUGACGUUAUACCUCAAGGCACAGAUCGGCUCCAGUGUGAAGUCCUCAUGAGGUGAUGCUGCAUGUGUUGCGCUGUCCUCUGCGGAGGACUCUCAUCUCUCUACAAUGGAGGUGUCCACGCGCCCUCUACUCCACCAAGCCAGACUCUCUUCAGGGCGAGGACUCCACAGAGACCCGCCUGAACCCCCUUAACAUUCAGAUGCUGUCAAGGAACCUCCACGACCAGAUCUUUCGAGGGCUGCAACCAGAGUACAGAGAGGAUGAUGUGGAGCGUAGCACUAGGCACCUGCAGAAACAUCAGCUGUGGGGGAAGGAAACUUCACUGUUGCCCGAAGUGGAGCUGAAGCUUCCCCAAAUGUAUGGCAAGAAUAUUGACCAGCACUUCCGUAUCUUGGCCCAGAAGCAGAGUCUUCCCUACCUUGAGGCUGCCACCAAGCUGCAGCUGGCUGAUCUCCCUCCCAUGCCGCAGGAAUGGAGCUGGGAGGUUGGAUGGACACGCUAUGGGCCCAACGGGGAGAGUCAGAAGGUUGAUUUCCCAGAGGAGUCGGCACUGGUGUUCGAUGUGGAGGUGUGCGUUACGGAGGGACGGUGUCCCACACUGGCUGCUGCUGUGUCUCCCACUAACUGGUACUCCUGGUGCAGUAAGCGCCUAAUAGAAGAGAGGUACUCCUGGUCAAACCAGCUGACCCUCGCUGACCUCAUCCCCUUGGAGACGCUGAUCAACUCUGCCCGCCCACCAGGGGGCCAGUGGAAGGAGAGGCUCAUUGUCGGCCAUAAUGUCAGUUUUGACCGAUCUUACAUUAAGGAGCAAUACUUACUAAAGGGUUCUAAGGUACGCUUCAUGGACACAAUGAGCCUUCACAUGGCCAUCUCUGGGCUGACCGGGUUCCAGCGCACACUUUGGAUGGCCAACAAGCUGGGCAAAAGGAGAGGUCUUCAGGAGAUCAAGGACCACAUUAAAAAAGCUGGACAGAAAAGGGAGGGUCCAAUGAUCGGCUCCUGGGACUGGGUUAAUAUUAGCAGCAUUAAUAACCUGGCUGAUGUCCAUGCCCUGUACGUGGGAGGGCCGCCACUGCAGAAAGAGGCCAGAGAGACGUUUGUGAAGGGCAGCAUGAUGGAUGUCCGGAACAACUUCCAGGAGUUAAUGCAGUACUGCGCCAUGGACGUCGAAGCCACACAUCAAGUCUUCACAGAACAGCUUCCGCUCUUCAUAGAGAGGUGCCCUCAUCCAGUGACGUUUGCAGGAAUGCUGGAGAUGGGCGUGAGCUACCUUCCCGUCAAUCAAAACUGGGGGCGUUACCUGGAAGAUUCUCAGGACGUCUACGAAGAGCUCCAGAGAGAGAUGAAGAAGUCUCUGAUGACUCUAGCGGACGAUGCCUGCCAGCUGCUGCAGGACGACAGGUACAAAGAUGACCCCUGGCUUUGGGAUCUUGAGUGGGAUGUGCAGGAGUUUAAACUGAAGAAAGUAGCAGCCAGCAAGAAGAAAAAAGCAGUCGAAACAAAAGUUGCUACUCCUCUUCCAGACUGGGAUGAAGACCCAGGUCCACCCUCUGAAGAGGAGAUGGCAGGCCCUUACCCCAGCAGGCUGGCUGUGGAGAAGCUGAAGGAAACAGUGAGUCGACUUCCUAAAAGAAGGCAACAUCUGCCUGGACAUCCAGGGUGGUAUCGUAAGCUCUGUGAGAAGAUGUCUGAGGAGGACAGCUGGUCACCUGGAGCCAACCUCAUCAGUCUACAGAUGAGAGUAACUCCUAAGCUGAUGGGUCUGACGUGGGACGGUUUCCCCCUGCAUUACUCAGAGAAACAUGGGUGGGGCUACCUGGUUCCUGGACGCAGAGACAACCUGGUACCUGAGGAGGAGAGCACAGGGCCCGUGUGCCCACACAGAGCUAUCGCGAGUGUUUACAGAGAGUAUUGUGAGCAGAACAGCAAAGUGCGGCCUGAAUAUCUGGACUGCAACCCUUCAGAUGACCUCAUGUGGACGGACAGCACAGUGUGGGCAAAGGUGGAGGAGUUUGGGUCCUUGGAGAGUCUGACAGAGGAAAAUGGAGUCAGAAUGAUGAGAAAUGGGGAGAGUAAGAAAAACAGGUCUCAAGAUCCACAUUAUGCCCCAGAGGAGAGUCGCUGCCAUUAUCACCAUGGGAAUGGUCCCUACAACGAUGUCGAUAUCCCAGGGUGCUGGUUUUUCAAAUUACCUCAUAAGGACGGUAAUCACAACAAUGUUGGCAGCCCCUUUUCAAAAGACUUCCUGUCCAAGAUGGAGGAUGGUACUCUCAGGGCUGGACAUGGUGGAACCAACGCUACACGAGCUCUGGAGAUCAACAAAAUGGUGUCAUUCUGGAGGAAUGCCCAUAAACGCAUAAGCUCUCAGAUGGUGCUGUGGCUGAGAAAGGAAGAGCUUCCUUGUAUUGUCAGCAGACACAAAGAGUUUGAUGAAGAGGGCCAGUAUGGUGCCAUAUUACCUCAAGUCGUCACCGCUGGAACGGUAACACGCAGGGCUGUGGAGCCAACGUGGCUGACUGCCAGUAAUGCGCGGCGGGACCGGGUAGGCAGUGAGCUGAAGGCCAUGGUGCAGGUUCCACCUGGAUAUCACCUGGUGGGAGCAGAUGUUGACUCUCAAGAGUUGUGGAUUGCUGCUGUGCUUGGAGAGGCUCACUUUGCUGGCAUGCAUGGUUGUACGGCGUUUGGCUGGAUGACCCUUCAGGGAAAGAAGAGUCAGGGCACUGACCUGCACAGCCGCACCGCUGACACUGUGGGCAUCAGCCGAGAGCAUGCCAAGGUGUUCAACUAUGGACGCAUUUAUGGUGCGGGACAACCCUUUGCUGAGAGGCUGCUAUUGCAGUUCAACCACCGCCUCGGUCAGGAAGAAGCUGCCAGUAAGGCCAAGCAGAUGUACGCCUUGACUAAGGGCAUACGCAGAUACCAGUUGUCAGAGGAGGGUGAGUGGCUGGUCAAUGAACUGGAUAUAGAGGUGGAGAAGGAAGAAGAUGGAAGUGUCACGCUGCAGGAGUUGCGGAGGAUCACUAGACUGGCCUCACAGAGCUCGCGGCGGAAGAGGUGGAAUAUUGUCGACAAACGUCUGUGGGCUGGAGGUACGGAGUCAGACAUGUUCAACAAGCUGGAGAGCGUUGCUCAUUCGGCCCAGCCGGCCACUCCCGUUCUAGGCUGCAGGAUUAGCAGAGCGCUGGAGCCCAUGGCAGUUAAGAAUGAGUUCAUCACGAGCAGAGUGAACUGGGUGGUCCAGAGCUCUGCAGUGGACUACCUACACCUGAUGCUGGUGGCCAUGAAGUGGCUCUUCGAGGAGCACGACAUCGACGGCCGUUUCUGCAUCAGCAUCCACGAUGAGGUGCGGUACCUCGUCGGCAGCGAAGACCGUUACCGAGCAGCGCUGGCACUUCAGAUCACGAACCUGCUUACGAGGAGUGUGUUCGCCCAUGCGUUAGGCUUGCAGGACCUUCCCCAGUCAGUAGCUUUCUUCAGUGCCGUUGACAUUGACCAGUGUCUGAGGAAGGAGGUCACCAUGGACUGUGUGACGCCCUCCAACCCCACAGGUCUGGAAAGACGAUACAACCUACCACCCGGUGAGGCAUUGGACAUGUACCAACUCCUCGACAUCACGAAAGGCUCUCUGAACAAAGGAAGAUAGUUCAAUUCAGAGCAGCAGUUCAAACACACACACACAACUGCCAGGAGGCUGUUUAACAGCAGGUCAAGUUCAAGAUCCGUGGAGAAUCUGGAGACGCGUGAUUCACACGAAGUGAGUCUUGGCUCACUGUUUUCUCUUCUUCUGAUGGGGUUCAUGGGUCUCCGCUGCCUCCUGUGACUCGUUGGUCUGAAAGGAUCGAAAGAAGAAACGGACUAUAAGAUCUCAGCAAGCAGAGUGUGUUCAACACAUCACACGUGGGGAAACGGGAACAUUCUGCUUUACUGACUGUGAUCGGGUAAAGGAAUGUGUGAGGAAAGACAGAGAGCUGCUCGUUACAGUAUGAGAUUGCAUUCACCUCCUGACUGUCAUCCUGCUCUUGCAGGGCUGCGUCCAGAGUAGCACGGUUGAUGCGGAAAUCUCUCGAGGUGCUCAGCUUCAUGUACUGCAUCAGGUUAACCUGGACAGACACACAGGUGUUGGUGAAACACUGUUGUACGAGUGGCCUAACCGUUAACGCAGCACUACAGGUGUUUAGCGAGCUUUGUGCAAUGGCUCUCUUUAUUGUAUUUUGUCAACUACCUCAAGCAAUCUAGUUCACACAUACCUUUGAUUUCUUUGAGAGUGUGAUGAGGUAUUUUUCAUACUGCUCAAUACUGAAGAUCACGUUAGGGACGGCUUUCGUCUCACGCAGAAGCUUUGCCUUCAAAGACAAUAAAAACGGAUUUAAAUUCUGACUGGAUUCAUUCAGAAUCGGAUUUGUUUGAGGCGCAAUAGUUUAUAUUUGUACGAUGUAUCUAUACAUGGUUAUUGGUAUAUUAUAGAAUGUGUAAAUGAUUAACAGUAAUAGAAUGAAAAACCUUACAGAGCCAGCAGUGUUCCCGUCAUUUCUUUUCUUUUUCUUCUUGUCAUCUCCACCACUGAAUUCUCCACUCUAAUAAAGAAAACAAUGUUUUCAAAGUCCUUCGUGAAGCUGACGUUGCCGUAAACCAUAACUGAAGAACUCCAGCGCGAUCAUAACGACAGAUUAUCGUUUGUCUGAAAACCUGAAGCUUUGCCGGGGGGAGGGCUAAUAUACAAUAGUGCUUUACCUGUGCGUGUGUGAUGAAGGAGUAGCACUGCGGCGUUAGGUGGGAGCCCGACAGCUUGACCUGCACAGGAAAAAAAACACCUUGAUUAGCAUGACAUCGGAAGAUUCAAACAAGAGAAACAACACAGACUCACCAGCUUCUCAAAGCGGGCCGGCAGUGCACCGUGCUGGCUGGUGCACACCUGGAUGUACUAAAACGACACAUGGAGGAAAGAAAUGAAUGUUGCACUGGAAAAAAAAACAACAACUUUCCAUUCAGUCAAGAGAUCAUAGAGGGGACACAAUGCGUACAUAUUUGACCAGCGUGGUGAGGGUGGUGUACGUGCGACUCAGUUCUCUCAGCAGUGUGAUGGUGCAGGUGCCCGGCAGCAGCGCCGUCUGGACCAGCUCAUUCAAAGCCGUCAAAAGAGUCCCGAGCUGCAGCGUCAGUGCCUUCUCUAUUGGAUCCUGCUGGCCUGCAGUCUGGGUGGCCUCGCCUACGCGCCAAGAAUACACCGUCACAGAAGUUUUAUUACACAUUCCCUCGCCCAGGUGCAUCCCUUUCCCUUGUCUCUCCCCUCCCCCCCCAAACUCUCACCUUUAAUCCAACUGAGCAUCAGUGUGAAAAGGCUUCUUACCAGAACCCGAUCUGUCAGAGGAUGUCUGGCUUUUCUUCCUGGCGAUCAGCCAGUCCACUUCAUCAAGCACUCUGUCAACCAGAGACAGGACCAGCAGCUGGGGGCAAGAGAUUCAAAAUGAUGAAGAUGGGGGGGGGGGGCCACACUGCGCAAAACAGAUUCUGAGAUAUUGAUGACAGGCCGACACUCACCGCUCCUGUGGUCGCAGUCUUGAUGUUGACGAUGGCAAAGUGAGACUGUUUUUCCACCUCCACAUUCUGACCAUACAGAAAGAAUACAAAGUGACAUGUUCAUUUUUGACCCAGGUACCAGGAGGCCCCUGCAACAUAGUGUAGAAUGUAAAAAAGGUACAAUAGCAAAACAGUGAUUUAGAUAUGUUGCCCAAUUUGCCAAAAUGUAAUGGCUAUAAAGUUAUAAAUGAUAGUGCUCUGUCAUUGUACCGGAUCGAUAUCUCCCAGUUGGCUGUGGAUGUCUUGGCACAGUUCCAGCAACAGGCUGACAGGACUCUUAUAGAGAACAUGCAGGUUGAAGAGAAGCGAGAGCAGGCUCUUGGAGAAAGCAGAGUCCUCUAAAUGAGAGAAACAAACAGAUCUCAGAACACACCGUACUGUGCGUAGACACAAAGAUUAAGUAAACGGUCGCUCACCGAAACUGGUCUCCUUGCAGAUUUUCACAGUCCACCUGAUCAUCUGCACAAACUGUAGAUGAAGACGCGCGUUAGUGGAACAGGUGCUAACUUGUGCUGUUGUGUGAGGUGCAUUUAAGAGUACAGCUACCUGCUGGGAGGAGGGCUUUAGCUGGCGUGAAAGCACACUCAAGAUGCUGACCAGCAGCUGAGCCUCUUUGCUGUUAAACUCUUCCUCGCCUCCACUUAGCUGUGUGAACAGUGCCCUCUGUUGACGGGCAAAGAAAAUGAACAGUGCUCAGUACAUUUGUCUGGAAAACAAACCAAGUUGGUUAGUUUCUGACAUAUUAAAUGGCUCCUGGUACACCAUUCUGUGAAGUGUUUAAAGCCAGGCUUCUCAAACGGAUAGUAGUGACUUACAGUUUCACACCAGAAAAUAAAUGUUUGGAAGUAACAUUUGAAAAUACGCAGAGAAUAACCAAAUUAAUUCUGUAUCGGUGCACCUGAAACUGUCUGAUGUAAAAGAAGUUCAUCUCUGUAACGUUGCCAUCGUCUGGCUCCGCAUCGUCCUCCGAGAUGUCUGCGAGAAACACAAAAUGUGAGGGCGUACUGUUCAGACUCGCUGCUUCUACUGUUUGUUUUUUACUGUGCGUGUCUAACCCAUGGUGGAGAGGAGCUGGGCCAUCCUGUCUGGAUAGCGCUGCUGACAAGUGGUGAAGAUCCUGAGCAGACCUUCCAGGCACAGCAGGGACAAGCUGGAGCGCUUCUCCUUCUUCCCCGCGUCCUCCACCACACUGGGGAUGUUGGUGUAACGCCACAUCAGCACACUGGAUUACGCAAGGACAGAUCUCUCCGUCAGUCAAACAAUGUCAUAGACAACAAAACCAUACACACGGUUCUACCUAGACGCCGUUAUUUAGGCUAAGGGGUUUCGACCUUGUCAUGUCACAGAGGAAGCGGAAAGUUCUGUCUGCGUUCUGUCCGUCUGGUCCGUCUGUGUGUCCGGUUUCCUCCAGCUGCUGGAUCUUCUGCACAGCCACAGUUACUGCGUAGCGCACAAAUUCUCCACUUGAGCGAAGCACUGAGAGCGCCUCCUCUCUGCUCUGAGUACUGUCCCUGAAACAAAAGAAAUGCAUUCUUUGUUAUUUUCUGCAAGCAAUCCAGUCAUGUUUCAUUCUAGAAAUUAUUUUUAAUGUUUUAGUGUUGCCAAUACUACCCAUGAUUCAGUGCACAUUCAAUAACAUGGUAUUUCUAACUUUUGACUUUUCAAGUUUAUUUGUAAUUGUUUUUGAUAAACGCUAUACAAGGUGUUAAAUCCAUGUAAUAAAACGAGUGUUUUCCCUGAUUAAUACAAUAUUUAUAAAAGCUGUUUUCCAGAUGUACUGUAUAUAUUGUGAUCUGUAUACUCAGACAGAGCCAGUAGGUGUAACAGUAAUCCAUAUAAACAUUUACCUGAAGAGCACAGUGAGGAGAGUCGAAAUGAAGCCCGAAGACAGUAAACUGCGAGGACUCUUGUUUGAAGGCACUCGACCCUUUCCAGAUUUCUCCUUCAGGAUCUCGGACAGUUUGUGGUAGCGGUUAAACAGCUCCACGAGCUCCUGAAAGCAGCUUUUACUGCGACACACAAAUCGUCACUUUAACCACAAAUAAAGCUACACGAGGUCUUGACCA
Molecule: messenger RNA, 7725 nt
Organism: Anarrhichthys ocellatus (wolf-eel)
Lineage: Eukaryota; Metazoa; Chordata; Actinopteri; Perciformes; Anarhichadidae
Gene: polg
Product: polymerase (DNA directed), gamma
Exons: 23
Coding region: 138-3725 (1195 amino acids)
Biological process (GO): mitochondrial DNA replication
Cellular component (GO): mitochondrion; gamma DNA polymerase complex
Molecular function (GO): DNA-directed DNA polymerase activity; 3'-5' exonuclease activity; DNA binding
Source: RefSeq, a predicted model, not a curated record